Labeo rohita (rohu) is the source of this 9215-nucleotide messenger RNA. It is a transcript of the gene ehbp1l1a, whose product is annotated as EH domain binding protein 1-like 1a. The coding region runs from base 193 to 9039 and encodes 2948 amino acids. Gene Ontology annotation, molecular function: protein binding. The transcript is spliced from 21 exons. The record is from RefSeq and is a predicted model, not a curated record. NCBI's taxonomy places the organism in Eukaryota, Metazoa, Chordata, Actinopteri, Cypriniformes, Cyprinidae.
CCUCUGAUCUGUCUGCGCUUAUCGUCUGCAGCCUUCACUUUGACAUUUGGAGCAUGUGUGAAUGAGGCGGCGGCGCGCGGAGCAGCCUUCCCUGGAACAUCGGGGGUAGGCGAAGUGACACAGCAAUUCCCCUGAUGUAUUUUAAUUUUCAGUUUUUGCUGUGAGGAACUGUCUAAUGUAGGUUCAAUCACCAUGACAUCGGUUUGGAAGAGACUUCAGCGCGCUGGCAAAAGAGCGUCGAAGUUUCAGUUUGCCGCGUCCUUUCAAGAGCUCACCGUAGAGUGCACUAAGAAAUGGCAGCCAGACAAACUGCGAGUGGUUUGGACCAGACGAAACAGACGCAUCUGCAGCAAGCUUCAUGGCUGGCAACCAGGUAUCAAGAACCCAUACAGGGGGACUGUGGUUUGGCAGGUUCCUGAGAGCGUGGACAUCAGCGUCACUCUUUUUAAGGAUCCAAAUGCAGAUGAAUUUGAGGACAAAGACUGGACUUUCAUCAUAGAAAAUGAAACAAAGGGCCACCGAAAAGUUUUAGCAUCAGUGGAUGUGAACAUGAAGAAGUACGCAAGCGCGACCCCAGCUCAGUUUGACCUGACGCUUACACUAAAGCCUCUGUCUGUGAAAGUGCUGGAUGCCACGCUUAAACUCACUCUGUCCUGUGUCUUCCUGAAGGAGGGCAAAGCUACUGAUGAGGACAUGCAAAGUCUGGCCAGUCUGAUGAGUUUGAAGCAGUCUGACAUUGGAAACCUGGAUGACUUCAAUGACAGCGAUGAGGAGGAAGACAAAAGAUUGAGUGCAGCAGUGAAAAUGGCCACAGCAGUAAUAGCUCCUCUUCCUCCAGCUAGGAGAAUACAUGACAAGGCCUGGAGACCUGCUGUAGACACAGGUCCCUCUGACACAGCUCAUUCUGAACCAGAGCAGAUGAGCUGUUCCUUCAUUACACCUAAUGUUCCUCUCCAGUACCGCCCCUUGUCAUACACCGCCCUUGACCCUUCUGCCCCGCCCCUCUCCACUUCCUAUAUCCAACCCUCCCGUACUGCCAGCAGCGUCCCGCAGACACGUCCCUCCCCGUACGCCUUCACUGUACCUGCAUUUGCGCGUGCUCAUCCACCCGCCCUGCCCAAAAUCUUCCAGCCGCCAACUGGCUCAGUGGCUGUAUCUGUCACUCAAAGGCCAUCUGGAGGUCUUGCUAGGGCUGAGUUAUUGGAGAGCAGUCGCUCUGCUGAAGGCAGUGCAGUUCCUCCCCAAAGACCUUUUUCUUUUCUUCCUGGGAUUAGCACACCCUUUUCUUCUUCCUCUGCUCAAUCCUCCUUGUCCCCUCAGCAGGCUCCUCUACCUGAUACAACCCAGAAAGCCGCCCAUUCUGCCACUCGUAGCAAGACCUGGAGACCUCACAGUUUUCCCUCUUCACACUCUUCCCCUUCUGAUUUUGACCCCUCCUCCUUCGAGUUUGGCUUCUCCCCUCAGGGCUCAAUGACUGCACCACGCCCCUCAAAAAUGUAUCGCGCCUCAUUGGCUGAACCAGGCUCCGCCCUUACAAAGCCUACGAGUAUGCCCUCUGCCACUGAGACAGCAUCUUGGCAAAAAGAGUGGAGGUCUCCUAAGCUGCACCCUACUCUCUGUCCUGCUCCCCUCACCUCUCCAGAACAUAUUAACCAGCAGCGUCAUCCGGCCUCUAUUACCUCCUCUCCUCCUGCACAAACCCCUCCUCAAAUGUAUGUCCCCCUUCCUGCAAUGUCUUCAUCCCAUGUGCUUCCUCAACCAAUGAGCUCCUCUACCAUUACUCCCAAUCCUGUUGUUACAUCUCCCAGUGUGGCUCCUUUCUAUGGGAAGCCUAGCGAUGCGACAGUGUCUACUUCUUGCUCCCAAACCCCGUCAGCUGCCGUCCUUUCUCCUGCUCCAACAUCACUGGUUUCUCCCUCCAUUGCUCCUGCUGCUUCAUUUAGUUCUCCAUCCACCUUUUAUCCAUGUGUUUCUACUCUCCUGUCAUCUCCUCCUCUCGUUGUUUCUGAUGCUCCUCUAAGUUCCACUCCUGAUGUUGGUCCUGUGGUCACUGCAUCUGUUGUUGCAGAGUCAGAGCCUCUCCCAGAGGUCCAGACGUCCGAAUGGAGACAUCAGGUUGUCCCCACAGUGGUUAGACCUAAUGUGCGCAGACCAGUAGCCCCUCUUCCUGUAAAUGCCCCUACCUCUCCUUUGUCUUCCUCUCCUUUCACACUUCCUUCACCUUCUUCCACCCACAUUUAUGCCCAAACAUCCACUGUAGCCCCUGUUAUUGCCCCUGUUUCAGUGCCUUCCACUGACUCACUCACAGAGAAACACAGACAGUUAAGUGUAUUAGCAGAGGAGGAAUGUCCCAAUACACUGUCUUCUGCUGAUGAAGAUGCAGAUGUUCAUCAAAACCAUGAACCUCACCCUCGCAGAGCCGGAGUCAUCAAUAUAGCCAACCAAAAACCAAACAGCAGUAUGGACAAGCAGCGGCCUGUUUUUGGACUUGAGGUUGUGCGGCCUGCAAAAGGACCAGAGAGUAUGACCUCUCUGCUGCCCACUGACCAAAAGUCACCUUCUGUCACUGAUGUCACAUAUUUUGAGCUGCCAAAAUCUGACCUGUCUGAUACAGAUAGAGUACCCACCCACGCAUCCCCCAAAACUGCUGCAGAACCUGCUGCGACCCCUACAUUCGCCGCCCCAUUAACUGAGGUCCAGAUCAAUCAGUCAGAGAAUUUACAGAGCUCUGCUGAGCUGGCCAUUUUACACUCAGCUGCACAUGAGCAGACAGAAGAUGAGACGAUUCCUCAUAAAGACAAGACAGAGCCCUUUCAAAGUAGUGUUCAACAAGCAGAAAUACAAGCGCAAGAGGCCAGCCCAGAAUCUGUGCCACAGAUGCUCUCAAAUACAGAAAUGUCCCAGUCAGAUCACAUUAAUGAAGGCACCAAAAGCAUGGCCGCUUUGCUGCCCUCUUGCCCAAAAGAGUCCCAUUCUCCUUGGUCACCAUCCACAUUAGUUGAAAAUCAAAUAGGAGACUUGUUUGUAGGCCAACUACCUAGGGUGAACCAGGAAGUCAGCGUUCUCCCUGUUUGUAAGAACACACAUGAAGGAGAAGAGCCCAAUGUUGACAGUUCUUCAUCUGUUCCCAGCAUGAUACAUCUUCUUCAAGCCUGUCCAAAAAUUGCUUUUGCAUCUGGGAUGCCAUCUAUAACCUUUCAAGACACAAGGUGGUCUUUGGACGAGUCUGUGAAGGUACUAAAAGAGUACAUUCAAAAGGAGAAACCAGAAGAACUUAUUCAAGAAAUGGAUUGCUCAUUGUAUAACGAAAACACUGUGGAAAAUAUGGUGUCUUUACAGUUAACUUGUCCAAGAACUGCCAGCAUCCCAGGAUUCCCAUCUUUGCCAUUCUCUAUAGUCAGUCUCCUUCCAUUAUGUCCAGAUGUUACUGUAGUUCCAGGUUUACAUUCAAGAUGCCCAAUCAUUUGCACAGAUGAAACCUGGCCUAAAGAAAACUUAGUAUUUUAUUUUAGAAAAAACAAGCGACAGAUUUUGCCAAUACCCUCAACAAAGAUAGAUUUUGAAUCUGCAAGAAAGAUGGUUGCAUUGAAGUCAGCUUGCUCAGCAGCACCCAGGACUCCAGGAUUUCCAUCUGCUCCAAAACCAGUUGCACCAAGUAUGAUCAAGAUUUCACCAUGCUGUCCAAAAGUGUCCUGCAUUGCUGGAUUUGCAUCUGCAAAAGAAUUUGACGAUCACAAUAUCUUCCAACAGUGGCCAUCCAAUAGUCAAUCAUCUUUGAUAAUACCACAGAGGAACCAGUCUAGUUCGCCUCAAGUUGUAGACAUACUUAGAGAGGACCAGUUAACAGAGAUGGUGAACUUAGUACCAUCCUGCCCAAGAAAAGCAAAGACUCCUGGUUUCCCAUCUGCUCCGAAACAAAAACAAGACAUUGCAUUCUGUAUGACAAAACUCCUACCUCUAUGUCCAACAACCUCUUGUGUCAUUGGAAUAUCAGCUAUAGAAGUUCUUACAAGCACAUCAGAUACACUUAACAAAUGGCUAAAGGACAUUAAACCAUUUUGGACAAAGACGCUAACAUCUCAGCCAUGUAAUUUAAUCUGUGCAUGUCCAGCUCAGUAUGAAGUUACAGAAAAUGAUAUGUUGUCUUUAAUACCAUCGUGCCCAAGAAAAGCAAGGACACCUGGAUUUCCUUCUGCUCCGUGGCUCAUCCCUGAAAUGCAAAUAAUGUCUGGUACUCUAUCAGCAUGCCCGCAGACAGCUAAAACGCCAGGCUUUCCCUCUUUAGUCCAAAGCAAAGCUGAUAAGUCUUUGGUAAAUAAUUGGCUUUUUAAGGAGAAAGCUUUUUGCACAAGGUGUCCGCCAAUGUACACAUCUCACAAGUUAGACAUUGCUUAUCAGGACGAAGAGAGUUCUAAAGGAAUGUAUGCUAUUUUGCCAAGUUGUCCAGUGAAAGCAAGUGUCCCUGGUUUUCCAUCUGCGCCAAAGCCCAAAUUAAUGGUUUAUCUUUUCCAUUCCUGCCCAGCAGCGUCAAAUAUACCUGGGAUGCUAUCGAACACAAUAUCUGAAGUGAACUUACAGUGGCCUGUAAAUGAAACACCACUAUGGGUUAAACAAUUAAGCAGAAAGUGUCAGCCCAUACAUGCUGUUCAACCUCAGUACAAAGAAAUAAAGGAUGAAGCUUUCAUUAGCGAUAUGGUAGCUUUGCGCCCAACUUGUGCAAUCAAUGCUAAAUUGCCUGGCUUUCCAUCUGCUCCGAGAAAAGAAACUGAGGACAAAGCACCAGAUAUGGUCUCCCUUGUGCCAUCUUGUCCACAUUUUACAAAGCUAUUAGGCAUGCCAUCUGUUGACUUGGGAAAUGAAGUAACAGAUUCAAGUGCAUGGCCUCUGGAUGCAGAGCAACUGUAUAAGAGGACCUCAAGUUAUGAGUCUGGUUUAGUGUGUUCUUCCUUAAUAAAACUGAAUCAAACAUAUGACGACCAUCUGAAUUUCCACAUUGAAGACAUGGCUAUGAUGAUGCCAUCCUGUGCAAAGCAGUCCAAUGUUCCUGGCUUUCCAUCCACAUAUUUAGAAUCUCCACAUAUGCUUUAUAAUGCAUAUAAUAGCCAAGUGUCACCAGAUGCUGGCCAUAAACAAGAAAUGUCAACUGUGCUUGGUCAAGCAGGUGCUGAGAUAGACACAUCCACUGUAAAGAUUUCUGACAGUAGUUUUGCAUUAGAAAAGACCAAGGAGAAUGUGAACUUUUGGGCAAGGUGUGAGGAAGGACAAAAGGGAAUUCUGGAGAGGGGGAAAAUGCAUUGCAGAAUGUGGCACUCCAUACCAGACAUGCCACUAUUACUGACUGUUCAGGAGAGAUGUCAAAACAUAAGUACUCAGAUUCCAUCGUAUGAGCCUUACAGAGACAAUUCUCUGAUUGAAAACGAAGAAGUGGAUCAAAGUGUAUUAUGGGCAUCGCAAGACAGACCAAAACAGUUUGCUGGCGGUUUUAAGAAAGAAGAAGAGACUACAGAAGAUCCCAAUAGUCUGGUCCCUUUAACAGAAGAUCGGCCCGUAGGACUGCAACAAGAGUGUUUCCCAAACAUGGUUGAUCUUCUUCCAUCAUGCCCGCUGUUCUCAAGAGUUUUUGGAUGUCCAUCAACAGCACUGUCUAGCAUAUGCAAAACAGAUGUAAUCAUCUGGCCUACUAAUUUAAGCAUAAUUUGGAAUGAGCCACGUGAAUCAUCAAAAAACAUUUUGUUAAUGCCAAACUUGGAAAAAUCCCCCUAUGCGACAAAUAUGGUGUCCCUGACAUGCACAUGUCCGAAUGAAUCAAGAAUUCCUGGAUUUCCAUCUGCAAAGAGACCCAGAGAGGCCCCAUGUAUGUCUUUUCCAGAAACAUCCAUUGUUGUUGACACAUCUUCACAGACCCCAGUUCCAGAGGAAAAGCAUCACGAGGAGUGGUUGAGCAUGGAAACAUCAUUACUGGAAGAACGUCCAAAACCAAAGCCAAUUUUGCAUAUCGAAAGUCCAGCUGAGUAUUCAGAGACUCUUGUAAUGAUAGAGGCCACAGUUUCAUCUUCAAAACUUAUUCCUGAUUUCACAUCUGCACCAAAGAGUGAAGAAAUACUUCAGUCAUGUGAAGUAUUAAGUCUUCAAGAGUCUAUAAUUGCUGAGUCAGAAUUGAAGGAUGAUUCUAAGCCUGCAAAUGAGAUAUUUACCUUUGUAUCUGAGAACGCUGCACAAAUGCCAGAUUCUAUUCCUGAAACCCAAGUUGAGUAUUCAGAGACCCCUGUAAUGAUGGAGGCCACAGUUCCAUCUUCAAAACUUAUUCCUGAUUUCACAUCUGCACCAAAAAGUGAAGAAAUACUUAAAUCAUAUGAGGAAUUAAGUCUUCAAGAGUCUACAAUUGCUGAGUCAGAAUUAAAGGAUGAUUCCAAGCCUGCAAAUGAGAUAUUUACCUUUGUAUCUGAGAACGCUGCACAAAUGCCAGAUUCUAUUCCUGAAACCCAAGUUGAGCGUUCAGUGACACCUGUAAUGAUGGAGGCCACAGUUCCAUCUUCAAAACUUAUUCCUGAUUUCGCAUCUACACCAAAAAGUGAAGAAAUACUUAAAUCAUAUGAGGAAUUAAGUCUUCAAGAGUCUACAAUUGCUGAGUCAGAAUUAAAGGAUGAUUCCAAGCCUGCAAAUGAGAUAUUUACCUUUGUAUCUGAGAACGCUGCACAAAUGCCAGAUUCUAUUCCUGAAACCCCAGUUGAGUAUUCAGAGACCCCUGUAAUGAUGGAGGCCACAGUUCUAUCUUCAAAACUUAUUCCUGAUUUUGCAUCUGCACUAAAGAGUGAAGAAAUAUUUAUUGAAUCAUGUGAAGAAUUAAGUCUUCAAGAGUCUACAAUUGCUGUGUCAGAACUGAGGGAUGUUGCCAAUCCUCCAAAUGAGAUAUUAACCUUUGUAUCUGCAAACGCUCUACAGAUGCCAGAUUCUGUCCCUGAAACCCCAUUUGAGUAUUCAGAGACCCCUGUAACGAUGGAGGCCACAGUUUCAUCUUUAAAACUUAUUCCUGAUUUCACAUCUGCAAAGAGUGAAGAACUACUUCAAUCAUGUGAGGUAUUAAGUCUUCACAAGUCUACAAUUGUUGAGUCAGAACUGAGGGAAGAUUCCAAGACUGCAAAUGAGAUAUUAACCUUUGUAUCUGAGAACACUGCACAAAUGCCAGAUUUUAUCCCUGAAACCCAAGAAGAGCCAAAUAUGUUAGAGCUCCUUCCAUCCUGUCCGGUGCUUUCUAGAAUCCCUGGAUGUCCUUCUCUAAGGGUCUUUGAAGGCAUGGAGUGCAUUAGUGAUCAAACAGUAAUCUAUUGCAAUCUAUUCAAAGGUAGACAGACUAGUAUUUUUGACCCCAUUAAAGAUGAAAUAGACUCAAAGAUCAUAGCUCUGGUACCAACGUGCCCAAAAGCGUCAUGUAUUCCAGGCUUUCCAUCUAGACCAUAUCGUAAAUCACAGAUUGAGCCGAACAUGCAAAACAUUUGUCCUUCUUGCCCAAAGAUUUCACGUAUAGCUGGUUGUCCCAGCAUCCAGACCCCUACAAUGUCCAACUGGCCUUUGAGUACAGUCAUUUUGUGGUCAAAUCCAUUAAAGAAACCCCUUGUUGUUUUGGACACAGACAAGAUAUGCAAAGAAAACACUCAUAGAAUGAUUGCUUUGGCACCUACAUGUCCAUCAGUGGUCUGUGUUCCAGGUUUUCCAGUUGUGCCCGAACCGACAAUGCUGCGCAUGCUUCCCACUUGCCCAGAGAAGUCUAAUGUUAUUGGCUUUUCUUCUAAAAGAGAUCAUUUGGAUUGGUGUGUUGACAAGAAAACAUUGCGCAAUGUAUCUCUUGAAAAGCAACCUGUUGUUCUUGUUGACAGAGAAGACUGGCUCAGUGAAUUAUUUAAAAUAAUGUUUGCAUUAGCUCCAACUUGUCCAUCAGAAGCAAGAAUACCAGGAUUCCCAUAUGCACCUAAGUGCAAAGCUACACUUCCUCCCAGUAUUGUUGCUUUUCAUCAAUGUGUUCCGAAGAUGUCAAGAAUCAUGGGAUUCUCGUCAAGUGAGGGAAUAAACGCAGGAACGUGGUUUGCAGAUGAAACAUCCCUGUUGGAGAGGCCGCUGAGAACACCAUCAGAACUGCUUCUCCAGUUUAAUUUCACAACUCCGUAUGAAGAAAUAGACAAAAAUAUUUUGCAGAGGAUGUUUGCACUAGCACCCACCUGCCCAAGAGAAGCUCGCAUACCUGGUUUCCCCUCUCUGCCUCAGGUUAAAGUGGACGGUUUCUAUCUCCGUAAAGAACCAGAUGUAGUCAGCCUUUUGCAUUCUUGCCCCAUGGUUUCUUUUAUUGUAGGUGUUCCUACAGUAAAAUCUGUGCCUAUAGAAGAGUCUCAAGAAAGCACUAAGAAUCCCAUCUGGGUUAAACCUCUUAAAGAAAGGCCGGUUUUGUCUUUAAGUUAUGCAAAGGAUACUGAAGAAUAUUCAAAAGCCAUGUUCUUGCUUGCCCCUACCUGCCCUGAGAAGGCCAGAAAUGAUGGUUUUCCAUGCUUAGAAAGGCUUAAAAAAGAAGAGGGCAUAGUGACAACUGUCUUCUCAGCGUCUCUAGAGGCUCCAAUCUCUGCAACCGAUGAAGCAGGAGUCAGUAACCUGGUAACUGAAGUGCCAUGCUCCCCAGCUGAAGCAAGGCUUCCUGAUUUUCCAGAUGUUUCUACAUAUGCAGUUUCUCCAUCAAGUCUAACUCAAGAACACACUAAACUUGAAGCCAAAUUUACCCAAUACAUAGAAUCAGAAAGAAAUCAAAUGCUGGAUACAACAGGGCCUGAUAAUCCCAAAGAAAUAGGAUGUUUUCAGGAGAUGCCCUUGGCUGAAGAUAGUAUUGAAAACCGUGAAGAGAAGUGUUUUCUGGAAGAGCAACAUGUUGGGGAGCAACCUGAUAGUAAAACUCACGAGACCACAGAGCCUGGAGAGACUGCUAUAGCGUUAGGAUGGGAAGUUUUGGAAGCAGAUGAUACGUCCACCGAAAAAAGAAGGAUCUUCUGGUCUUGUUAAGACAAUAGUUGAUGUCUUUCACAGAGGUUAUGAGACAGUUGCAGCAAUAUUGCAGCCCUCUAGCUCUGGAUCAGUCACAGACACGGAAACUUUAGAUCCUCUCGAAAGUCUUUCAUCCUCCGUGGAUCCCGAGGACAGCGGUACUGGCAUGGCCACUGGAUGUGAUCAUUCAUUGG